Molecule: messenger RNA, 1202 nt
Organism: Alosa alosa (allis shad)
Lineage: Eukaryota; Metazoa; Chordata; Actinopteri; Clupeiformes; Clupeidae
Gene: akirin1
Product: akirin 1
Exons: 6
Coding region: 103-702 (199 amino acids)
Biological process (GO): positive regulation of myoblast differentiation; negative regulation of skeletal muscle satellite cell proliferation; positive regulation of lamellipodium assembly
Cellular component (GO): chromatin; nucleus
Molecular function (GO): transcription coregulator activity
Source: RefSeq, a predicted model, not a curated record
GAAAUAUUUCAGUGCGAACAGUGGAAAUAUAGCCUAGUCAUAUAAAUUAAAUAUGUUGCCUAAUACAGUAAUCAGUUGAAAUUUUACAAAUGGCUAGUGACAAUGGAGGAACAGAGCGAAUCGGAAGCAACCAUGGCGUGUGGAGCAACGUUAAAACGUUCCAUGGAGUUUGAGGCCCUGCUCAGUCCUCAGUCUCCUAAACGAAGAAGGUGCAGUCCAUUACCGGGGACCCCUGGCACUCCGUCUCCUCAAAGAUGCAAUCUUCGGCCGUCAACAGACAGUCCGUCGCUUUCUAUGUCACCGCAGACCAUGGGAGGAGAACAGAGGCUUACUCCUGAGCAGAUCUUCCAGAACAUUCGGCAGGAGUAUAGCCGCUACCAGAGGCGACGGCAGCUGGAGGGGGCCUUCAACCAAAGCGAAGCCUGCAGCUCCAGUGAAGGCCAGAGCCCCAACCCUGCGCUCUUGCCUCCCAGCUCUCCCCCAGGUGCCUCGUCUGUGAAGAAAGAUCAGCCGUCAUUCACGCUGCGACAGGUGGGCUUCCUGUGUGAGCGCCUGCUAAAGGACCACGAGGAGAAGAUCCGUGAAGAGUACGAAAAGGUUCUCAACACAAAACUCGCAGAACAAUAUGAAUCCUUUGUGAAAUUCACGCAAGACCAGAUCAUGCGAAAAUACGGCGCCCGGCCCGCCAGCUAUGUCUCUUGAAGAAUCUCCUCACUUGGUACCAGUCUGUCCUUCGAUAACACAGUGGCUGUAAUACCAGCUGCUUUUCCUUUCCUCUUUUAUUUUUUAUUUUCAUUUUCAUUUUAAAAUUCUUGGGUGCCAUUGUUAAUCCACUUUUUUUUUUUUUUAUUAUUAUUUUAAAUCCCUAGAGGACUUUUGUCAGAACUUUUGGCCCGACAACAAACCCCUUUGAAAGUUUAAAGAAAUGUAAAUUUUCAAAUUUUGAUAAUCCUUCUCUUCCAGCCCCCCCCCAAAGUGAAUCAGGUCUGUGUCUGUCGCGCUGUAGAAAUGCUUGGCCGAUGUGGUGGUUCUGUAUACCAACCACUGACUUGCUGCAGCUGCUUUAACCAAACCCUGCCUUUCUCUCCACCUCACCACCCCUCUCUAUCCAUCCAUUUUUCUUUCUUUCAAGUCUUUACCUGAGGAUGUGGAUUUCUCUUCUUUUUUUUUCCUUUUUGACAAAUAAAGUUUCUGCAGUUUAA